Mercenaria mercenaria is the source of this 4398-nucleotide messenger RNA. RefSeq names its product major facilitator superfamily domain-containing protein 6-A-like. The record is from RefSeq and is a predicted model, not a curated record. Lineage: Eukaryota; Metazoa; Mollusca; Bivalvia; Venerida; Veneridae. Gene Ontology annotation, cellular component: membrane. Bases 585 to 3083 code for a protein of 832 amino acids. The transcript is spliced from 8 exons.
GUGGUAUUGCUUUAUAGGACAUAGAUUCCGCCGUUUAUUGAAAAAGAUUUUGGAUGGGGUUAUACAGGAGUUAUUUCUGUAUCAAAGCGUAUUGAUCUUAGCAGUCUGACUAGAUCUAUUGCUAGAUGGUGCCAGGCCGUUUUUGAGAGAGAGGGGAAAAUUUAUAACAUUGUAGCGACUGUGAGAUCAAUAUCUUCUUAAGCUCCGGUAUUACCGGAAUCUUUAUCAAAUUGUCUUGGAUGAACAGGAGUUUUUAAAACGGGCUUUUAAGACUCGUAGAUAGUAGUAUUUCAUACCAUGGUGGGCAUGAUUGAUCAUCACUGCACUGUUACAGAACCCCUCCGCUAAAUAGAGUGCUUUUCAUUGCAGAUAUCCUAGAGAGAAUUCUAAAACGGGAUAGGCAAUACUGGUUCCUGCAUUGAAAUUGUUCAUGAUUCCUAAUUUCCUGCCAAAGUUAUUCCAUUAUGCUCUCUUCAGAAACACACACGAUUUGACAAGAGAAAUGUGAUACUAAUUGAUAUUGCAAGAAAGUGAACAAUUCAACAGAAUUUGAAGAAAGAGGAGGCGUCCUUAUAUUUGGCAAGAUGGAUUACAAUUCAAAGGGAGUGCGCAGGGAUAUGAUUGAUUCGCUGUUAACGUAUGUUAACAAGGACUUACUCAUAUGUAAAUUGUUCUACUUCUUUUUCUUCGCGGCAUUUGGAUCUUUGUAUCCUUUGCUAGCCAUCUAUUUCAAACAACUUGGUAUGAAUGCGACGCAAAGCGGAAUUCUGAUAGGUUUUCGACCGUUUAUUGAAUUCUGCAGCGCUCCAUUUUGGGGUGGCAUAGCCGACAAGCUAAGAAAAUGGUAUAACUUGACAUUAUUUUCUUUGUUAUGUUGGAUAGUUUUCACUUUAGCGAUGGCUUUUGUAAAACCACCACACAAAGCAUGUCUAGGAGACGGUAACACCACGGACACAGAUAUCAUUAAUUUUGAAAAGGAUCUAAUAAAGCCUGCGUAUAGUACAGUCUUCUAUGAGCGAGAAGAUGUUAAAGAUGCUUUCUUUGCUCUCUUAUUAAUAAUUGUAAUAGGCGAGUUCUUCAGCGCACCUGCUAUCACAUUUGCCGACACCGUUACUUUAUCUUACCUUGGCGAUGACACGGACAAUUACGGCCGUCAGAGAAUGUUCGGUUCCCUUGGUUGGGGCUUGUCCAUGUUCUUCGUUGGGAUGGCUCUUGAUCAUUCAACAACAUUUCCUGAGCAUCCCUGUGAGUUUCAACAUAACAAAGAAAAGAAUUACACUGUUUGUUUUGCCGUUUUCUCUGUUCUCAUGAUUUGUGCGCUUAUAACAGCGACACAGUUUAGAUUUCCGGGCCAAGAAACGGGAAAGGAUAAAACAUGGCCCAACAUUCUUCUAUCCUUGAAAGAUAAAAUAACUGAAACUAUUACGGGUAAAAGAAAAAUGGAUCGAGAACAGCUGGUUGAAGAAGAUGAUGAAUUUAAAUUCGGUCAGCCAAGAGAUACUAUAACAGAUACACAUCAGACAGAGUCAGAAUCAAAAGUUAGCGAUAAUGGUAAACCUUUACAAAUUUCACUUCAAUCAAAAACUGACAUGGUCACCGACGUUAUAAACAGCCCCGGAACCGUCGCUCCGCCCGAUCCUGAUGAACCGUUUCUCGGCCGAUGGGUAACAGUACUAAAGCUGUUGGCUUCGCUAAAGUUUAUCUCGGUACUGUUUGUUGUUUGGUUUAUGGGAUUUGGUAUAGGCCUCAUCUUCACAUUCCUGUUCUGGCAUCUUCAGGAUCUUGGUGGUAGUCCAACACUGUUCGGUGUGGCAUCAGUAAUCAACCAUAUAUCGGAGUUGCUUGCAUACUUCCUUUGCUCUAGAUUUAUUGCAGCAUAUGGUCAUAUCAAUGUUUUAUAUGCAGGGUUAUGUGGCAAUGUUGUAAGAUUCUUAUAUAUAUCCUGGCUUAAAAAUCCAUGGUGGGUGCUACCAUUUGAAUGUGUUCAAGGUUUGACUCAUGCCGCCGUAUGGGCAACGACAUGCUCCUAUGUGAUGCAGGCCAUACCACCAGGGCUUCGCUCAUCUGCUCAGGGUAUACUUCAAGGCCUUCAUCAUGGCUUGGGCCGUGGCUGUGGAGCUGUGUUUGGUGGUAUACUCGUAUAUAGUUUUGGCAGCGAGAAUACAUUCCGUGCUUAUGGCAUCACUUGUAUUUUUGUCCUUGCGGCAUUUUUUGGAAGUAACUGGUUCUUAAAACGUCAAGGGAUUUCAAUAGAAAGUCGUGUACCUCAUGAAACUCUGGAUGAAGAUCAACAAAUGACAUUUGAUCCGCAUGGUGUCCCAUCUGGCCUGGUGCGAGAUUUGUCCAGUAGCAAACUGAAGCAAGUUGAUGACCAAGUAACAAGCUAUGGUGCGACAUUAGGAACAAAUCUAAGAAAAGAACCGCCCUAUCAGACAAGUCAGGCAGCUGAUCAGCAAGACGACUUUAAUCCACGAGCAUCUGAGUACACUCAGAGUGGUAAUAGCUAUGGAACAAAUAGCUAUGAGUCAAAGAACAGACCUUGGGGUGAAGCAGAGCAAUCGUAUAACCAGUAUUCCCAACACCGACGAGAUAAGACCAGUCGAAACGAUCAGCAUACGCCUGCAAGUGAUGAAGUUCGAGAAUCUCAGAAUGUUGCCAAAAAUUCACAAGAAGAUCGCCGUGUAGACGAGACUGAUGGAUAUGCUCGAAUGGUAGAGGAAACAGAAUAUCCCAAACGACGAACUGAUAGCGAGUCUCCUCGUAGGCAUAGUUUUGGACAUGGUGAACCAAAAGAAAGGAAGGAACGACGUCGACGUCAAAGUGGUGACAUAGAAGGUAUGAGAGAACGGGAAGAUUAUAGCGGAUAUCAAGAACAAAAAGAACGCAGGCGACAUGGAGAGGAAGCUCGUGGUGAACAUAGAAGGCAUGCAGACAGAGACGAACGUGGUCAUAGACGACACAGUAAGAAAAGGUCAUCUGAAAGUAGUCAACUCCAAGACCUUGAUCCAAACCCCAGUGAGAAAAUAGUGUUUGAGCAACUACCGGAUAUUGCGUCACGACUUCCCCGACGUGAGCAACCGUAAUGAGUGAUAUUUACGGGCGAAGAACUUUGAAAACGUUUUAAAAAAGAUCCAGCAGACAUUGAAAUAAUUUGGUUUCAUAAUGUGCGUUAGGUCAUAUGAUAGAGAAUAUGUGUGCACUACUACUAAUGUUGUCAACUUAAGAUCACAUUUUCUGAGAGAAGAACAGUUCUGUUUAAUAAAACAGACUCUUUAAAAAAAAUUACCGGUCAAUAGCUUGUGCUAUAUUACUGGUCUAUUUUCAACACGUUUGCUGAGCUAAUAAGUUAAAAAUUAAAAAAAAAAAAUGUGAAAAUUCACUUCUGACGUCAAGAAAUAAAAAAGGACCUCGGACAAUAAUUUUGACUACUCAGACAGGCAAGUCAUUCAAUUAGUCUAAUAUAUAAUAUACACAUUGAAUGGUUUACCAUAUUAUCAGUAGUCACAUCCUGAACGAAGCCUAUUUUCACUGAAUAAAAAGUAAAAUGACAUAACUCGUAUCAAAUUGUGUAAAAAUAUAGAUAUUAUGUAAAUUGGUAACAUUUUAUGUUUAUCCAUUACAUUAAUAGAGGCAUACAUUCGGCUCAUUUGUUAAGUCAGUAAUGACGCUAUGUAUGGUUUUAUAAAACACCCACAGACAUUCCAGGACAAAAAAAAGAAUUUAUAGUAAAUGGGUGCUGGAUUUAUUUUUUGUUCUGCAAUGUCUUUGGGUGUUCAUUUUUUAAAUCCUGUAGCACAAUUCCUGUCCGAACAAAUAAGCCGAAUGCCUGUGGGUAGUUAAACUAGAAUGUAUAUAUGAUACCUUUUCGCUUAUCAGUUGGUAAGUGUCGUAAUUCCUGUACAUAGUGCAUUCCGUUGUCAUCAAAUAUAACUUAUAAACGUCGUAAUUGUGUAACAAGGCUGAAUUUUAAGAGUAUGUGAAAUCCAGUUACGAGAUGGUUGACUCAGAACAUACAGUUCAUAAACAAGUAAUUAUGACAGUGGUAGACCUUCACAAAGGUUAAGGCAUGCUACAUAAUGUUUUAUUGAAUUCCUAGUAGUAUACUAGUACUUCUGUUGCACGAAUACGGUAAGUAUUUUAAUAGUUUAGCCAGUACAGUUUGUUGCCUAACAAUUUAUGGCCAAGUCUUCGAAUCAAUUUAUCAUUAAAUUACUUUGUCAUAAAAUUAUAAUUUUAGGAAACUGCUUCAGUCUACGACUCUAUGGACAUGUUUUCAUGAAGCGGUGUGAUUUUACUAACAUACUUUACAUGCCAAAAACAGUCAAAUUUUUACACAACAUAUUUACAUCGAAAUUUUUGUAAUGCCCUACACAACAUCAAAUAAUACAGAAAGGAAAU